AUUUGUGCAAGCAGAGUCGAGGAGUGCCCGUCUUCCAGCCAAGUUAAAAAGUGGGUAACGGGACAUUUUAAAAACGUCUUCAUUUACAUGAAGGCUGUUAAGAAAACGCAAGAAGAGAAGACUAAUUAUACUCUGAAGAAUCUCCAACCACGUUUUGUGCCACCAUCCUUUAAGGGAGGUGGCAAUUAUUCCCGAUCAGGUUACUGACGUUGAGGGGAAGCGACCACGGAGAAGAAUGUGACCUCAUGCGCAGAAUACUGCAUUUUGAGAUGAAUGAGCUAUGACGCGCCUUUAGUAAAGGCAGCAGAGGACAGCGGUCGUAUCUGAAGAGUAUUUCGCUCAAGAGUACGUGACAGAACCUUCACGUAUCCAGAAUCCUCCACCAGCAAAACUACCCUCAUCAUUCCGCCCGCCCCCGUGAAAAGAGCCCGCAGCUCUGAGUCGGUUACUUUACUACCUGAGAUAUAAACUGAUUGACUGGGUCAGUCCCGCCCUUGGGAAUGACGCAGACAACUUCUGUUUGAUAGGCAGGUACGCUCGGACGCGGCCAUGUUGGGAGCGGAAGUGAAGUGAGUAAUAGCCCCAGCCGCGGGAGAAGCGUUGAGAUUAGAUUUACCGAGCGGCGAAAGCCUCCAGUUGAACAUCUGCUCCUACGCCGGCGUGGGUACACUUGCCUCAUCCGGAGGGGUAGGAGCUGCAUCUCCGGUAGUCUCCUCCCUUGCCGGGGAGGAAAAUAACGAAGAGGGAUCCUAUGUCUUGGUGUUCCUGAGGGGUGGCAGGAGACAACGGCGGGAGCUUGAAGUUAAAGAAGAAAGAUGCCUUUGGCACAGUUGGCGGACCCCUGGCAGAAAAUGGCUGUGGAGAGUACGGCCGAGAGCGGCAGCAACGUCGAGGAAGAAGGCAAUAUUAAAGAGAUUGCAAUAACAUAUCAUGUCAAAGAAGGGCAUGAAAAAGCAGAUGCUUCACACUUUGAACUCCUUAAAGUACUAGGCCAGGGAUCUUUUGGAAAGGUAUUUCUUGUGAAAAAAAUCUCAGGAUCGGAUGCCAAACAGCUGUAUGCAAUGAAAGUGCUUAAAAAGGCAACAUUGAAAGUUCGUGAUCGUGUUCGGACAAAAAUGGAACGUGACAUCUUAGUAGAAGUUAACCAUCCCUUUAUUGUCAAGUUACAUUAUGCUUUUCAAACAGAAGGGAAGUUAUAUCUUAUUUUAGACUUUCUCAGAGGAGGCGAUUUGUUUACACGCUUAUCCAAAGAGGUCAUGUUCACAGAAGAUGAUGUCAAAUUUUAUUUGGCUGAAUUAGCACUCGCUUUAGACCAUCUGCAUAGUCUUGGGAUAAUAUACAGAGAUCUAAAACCAGAAAACAUACUUCUUGAUGAAGAAGGUCAUAUUAAAUUAACAGAUUUUGGCUUAAGCAAAGAAUCUAUUGAUCAUGAGAAAAAGGCGUACUCCUUUUGUGGAACAGUGGAAUAUAUGGCCCCAGAAGUAGUUAAUCGGCGAGGUCAUACACAGAGUGCAGACUGGUGGUCAUUUGGUGUGUUAAUGUUUGAAAUGCUCACUGGUACUCUACCUUUUCAAGGGAAAGACAGAAAAGAAACCAUGACUAUGAUUCUCAAAGCCAAACUUGGAAUGCCCCAGUUUUUAAGUCCAGAAGCUCAAAGUCUUCUUCGAAUGCUUUUCAAAAGAAAUCCUGCAAAUAGAUUAGGAGCAGGUCCCGAUGGAGUUGAGGAAAUUAAGAGGCAUCCAUUUUUCACCACAAUAGACUGGAAUAAAUUGUACAGAAGAGAAAUUAAUCCACCAUUUAAACCUGCAACUGGUAGACCUGAGGACACUUUUUAUUUUGAUUCUGAAUUUACAGCAAAAACACCAAAAGAUUCACCUGGUAUUCCACCAAGUGCUAAUGCUCAUCAGCUUUUCCGGGGUUUCAGUUUUGUAGCUAUUGCAUCAGAUGAUGAAAAUCAAGCUAUGCAGACAUCUGGUGGGCAUUCAAUAGUUCAGCAGUUGCACAGGAACAGCAUUCAGUUUACUGACGGAUAUGAAGUCAAACAAGAUAUAGGAGUUGGAUCCUAUUCCAUUUGCAAGAGAUGUAUACAUAAAACCACAAAUAUGGAAUAUGCUGUAAAGAUUAUAGACAAGAGUAAGAGAGAUCCUUCAGAGGAAAUAGAAAUAUUGCUACGAUAUGGACAGCACCCAAAUAUUAUUACUCUGAAAGAUGUAUAUGAUGAUGGAAAAUGCGUAUUUCUGGUAACAGAACUCAUGAAAGGAGGAGAACUGCUGGACAAAAUCCUUAGGCAAAAAUUUUUUUCUGAAAGAGAAGCUAGUGCUGUGUUAUUCACAAUUACAAAAACUGUUGAAUACCUUCAUGCACAAGGGGUUGUACAUAGAGAUUUGAAGCCUAGUAAUAUCUUAUAUGUUGAUGAAUCAGGCAAUCCAGAAUCUAUUCGAAUUUGUGAUUUUGGCUUUGCAAAGCAGCUGAGAGCAGAAAAUGGCCUCUUAAUGACACCCUGUUACACAGCAAAUUUUGUUGCUCCAGAGGUAUUAAAAAGGCAAGGAUAUGAUGUAGCAUGCGACAUAUGGAGCCUUGGUGUCCUUCUAUAUACAAUGUUGACUGGUUAUACUCCCUUUGCAAACGGUCCUGAUGAUACUCCAGAAGAAAUUUUGGCACGAAUAGGUAGUGGGAAGUUUUCUCUCAAUGGUGGAUACUGGAAUUCUGUCUCAGAAACAGCAAAGGACUUAGUUUCGAAAAUGCUUCAUGUUGACCCUCAUCAGAGACUGACUGCUGCUCAAGUUCUAAGGCACCCAUGGAUAGUUCACUGCGAUCAGUUGCCUCAGUACCAACUCAACAGGCAAGAUGCUCCACAUCUUGUGAAGGGUGCCAUGGCAGCUACAUACUCAGCACUGAAUCGCAAUCAGUCCCCGGUUUUGGAGCCAGUGGGUCGCUCUACGCUUGCUCAAAGAAGAGGAGUAAAAAAAAUUACCUCAACUGCUCUAUGAAAUGACCUCAUGUAAAAAAAAUGGUACCACAAUGAGUUGAUAGCACAAAUUAUGGCAACAGAUAGCACCCCAAUUACCUGAAAGCACACUCUUCCAGCUGGUACUGUUAUGCUGCUGCUGCUGCUCUUGCUUUCAUCUUUUGAAAACUGUUAAAGCAAAACAUUUUCCUUCAAGUGGAGAAAAAAGCGGAAUCAGUGGUGAAAAAAACUAUCAAUGGAAAUAAUUACGAACACCUCUUGUUACAAUAGAUACACUGAAAAAAGCACUCUGCACCAUAUAGCAUUAUUUUUAUAGGGAAUCUUUUUCCUCCCUUUAAAAUAAUUAUUUGAUACAUGUAAGGAUGGACAGUUUAUGUUAAGCACUUACCUUAAAAUAUGUUUAUAUUAGCACUGUAAUUUGUGCCAUCCAGUGUUUUAUAUGUUUUGUAUAUUUUUCCUAACAAUACACUUCAAUACAUUGUUUCCUUCUCUUUAGAUUAAUUGAUUUGACAAUUAAAUCUGAUUAAAAUAUUAAUCAGUAUGAUUGGACAUCUCUAAAACAGCUUGACUGUUAAACAGCUAUUGAAUGUAAUUCUGUGAAUAUGUAUUUCCUUACUUGGAUUUUUCCAUGGACACAUUAUUAGAAAUCUUGAGAAUUGUUAAAGCAUUUAAUGGUAUAACUGGCAUAUUUUAAUCACAUAUGUAGUUUGCUAUGUAUGGAAGCAAAAAGGAUAUGCAUAUCGUCAUGAUGUGUGUCUUUUGGUGAACCUCAGAAACUAUGGCUAAAUAGUUUAACUUUGGUUCAGCUGAUGUUAAUUGUAACUGGUUUUUCUUUGUUGCUUAAGCAGCAAUAGCAUUUAUUGCACAGUGCUGAUCAGAAAAUGGAGAGGGCAGAAAUGUAAUGUUUAAGCUGAAAUAGUGCUUUCUCCAAUAAUAAUGUUAGAUCAUUUUGUGGCUAAAAAUUAACAGCAGGUCUGUUAUAUUUGGGCCACUAUAGACAAAAGGAGCAUUGAGUACAAAUUGAAUGGAAUGUGUCCCAGUGUCUUCAACUUUUCUAGUGGCUCUGCCUUCAUAGUUUGGCAUGUUCCUAGAUUACAAACUUGAAGAAUGCUGUAUAAUCAGAUGCUAAGAUUGCAAUCCUAAACACACAUACUAAACAUAGAACUACUUCUGAGGUUGUUUUUAUCAUUUUCAUGGGGACUUGGGAAAACUUUCACCACUUUAAAAUUGUUUUGGGAUCAGAUAUGUGAGAUGUUAAACUUUUAUGUAUUGCAAUAUAUUGUAUGCUGAAGAAAUGAAGAAUUUUGGGUGGCUCAUAAGAAAUCUGCCAAAGAAAUUACUCUUUAUACAGUAGUAAUAUUUCUUUAUUGUCUUGCAUUUUGCCAAUAAGUUAGUCUCAGAUCAUUGUGGUAGAUAAGCAAAGUAGGAAAUGAAAAUAUAUCUUUUUUUAAUAUCAAA
This is a messenger RNA of Thamnophis sirtalis, 4426 nucleotides long. The record is from RefSeq and is a predicted model, not a curated record. Lineage: Eukaryota; Metazoa; Chordata; Lepidosauria; Squamata; Natricidae.